AUGUACAAGGUUGCUGCCAUCACCAUUGCUCUCCUUGCUGUCUUUGAGCCUUCUGCAGCAUACGAGAAGCCAAUCACUCUGCGCCGUCUACACAGCAAAGCCAAAAGAAAGUUGCACUCAGUGGCUCCUGUUGCUAUUUCGACUUCUGCUCCGGUUGUUAUUGCCGCGCCCAUCUACAUUCCACACAAGGUCGCCAAGUCAUCCAAGUCGUCAUCCAAGUCUUCCGGGUCAUCAAGGUCAACUAAAUCAGGAAAGAGGCAGCUGGUUCACUAUCAAGCACCUUACGAGAACUAA
This is a messenger RNA of Cylindrotheca closterium, 294 nucleotides long. The record is from the annotation of a GenBank genome assembly. Lineage: Eukaryota; Bacillariophyta; Bacillariophyceae; Bacillariales; Bacillariaceae.